Molecule: messenger RNA, 1707 nt
Organism: Solanum verrucosum
Lineage: Eukaryota; Viridiplantae; Streptophyta; Magnoliopsida; Solanales; Solanaceae
Product: VAN3-binding protein-like
Exons: 7
Coding region: 188-1585 (465 amino acids)
Biological process (GO): phloem or xylem histogenesis; leaf vascular tissue pattern formation; auxin-activated signaling pathway
Source: RefSeq, a predicted model, not a curated record
AGCUGCACUUUUUGUCUUUCUUCUUCCUCUCUCUCUCUCACACACACACACAGUCACUGUACAACAUUCACUUUCUCAUUCCUUUGAUCUAUAAAGCAUCAAAAAACAACUCUCCAUUACUAACAACUUCUACUUCCAUUCCUCUCUCACUUUUUUACAAUCUUUUUAAUUUUUUUCACCGGUAAAAAUGGACCAAGUUCAGCCAAUGUACCGGCCACCUCCGCCGGAGACACCCAAAGAACCUAUGGAAUUUCUAUCUCGUUCAUGGAGUCUCUCUGCUUUUGAAGUCUCUAAAACUUUAGCUCAUCCUCAAGUUUUACCUAAAUCACUAUUUAGUGGUACCCCUUCUUAUAUUGGGAGUGGUAGUGGUACUAUACCGGAGGAUAUUGCCGCCGAGUUAGAUGAAUCCGCCAUUGUUUCCGGCAACCCUUUUUCCUUUGCUUCUUCUGAAACUUCUCAGCUUAUUAUGGAACGCAUUAUGUCUGUUUCUCAGGAUGUUUCACCACGCACAUCUGGACGGCUCUCUCACAGUAGUGGACCUUUAAAUGGUGGCUCUCUUACAGACAGUCCCCCUGUUUCUCCUUCUGAAAUGGACGAUUCUAAGUACUGUCGUGUAAACAACGUGCCGGUUAAUAACCAGUACAGGAGCGGUGCUACAGCUACUAGCUCGGCUGUUACUGGUGGUGGUGGUGGUGGAGGAGGGAAGACGGUGGGUAGGUGGUUGAAGGAUAGGAGGGAGAAGAAGAAAGAGGAGCUGAGGGCACAUAAUGCACAACUUCAUGCUGCUGUGUCGGUUGCAGGAGUUGCUGCUGCUGUUGCUGCUAUAGCUGCGGCAACUGCAGCUUCAUCUGGUAGCGGAAAGGAUGAGCAGAUGGCGAAAACUGAUAUGGCUGUGGCCUCUGCUGCUACCUUGGUGGCAGCUCAGUGUGUUGAAGCUGCCGAGGCUAUGGGAGCUGAGCGCGAACAUCUUGCAUCGGUUGUUAGUUCUGCUGUGAACGUUCGAUCAGCAGGGGAUAUCAUGACAUUAACUGCAGCUGCAGCUACUGCUCUACGUGGUGCGGCUACAUUAAAGGCUAGAGCAUUGAAGGAAGUAUGGAACAUAGCAGCAGUAAUUCCUGUUGAUAAAGGGAUGGGUAGUGGCAAUGGUGGUGGUAGCAAUGGUAGUUCAAGUGGCGAGUUAAUCCCCGAAGAGAAUUUUCUUGGAAUUUGCAGCAGGGAAUUACUCGCACGGGGUGGUGAGCUCCUCAAACGUACACGCAAAGGUGACCUGCAUUGGAAGAUAGUAUCUGUAUAUAUAAACAGGACAGGACAGGUGAUGCUAAAAAUGAAGAGUAGGCAUGUUGCUGGGACCAUAACAAAAAAGAAAAAGAAUUUGGUGCUGGAAGUCAUGAAAGAUAUUCCGGCUUGGCCAGGGCGCCACUUGCUUCCGGGUAGUGACAACUUCAAAUACUUCGCGUUGAAGACUGUUGUACGAGGGGUCGUUGAGUUCGAAUGUAGAGAUCAGAGAGAGUAUGAUCUAUGGACUCAAGGUGUUUCAAGGUUGCUAAGUAUUGCUGCAGAAAAAAACGGUAGACAUAAAUUUUGAAGUUGUUUUUUUUCCAAGUGUAGAAACUUGCAUAAUGAGUAAGUUUGAUUUAGUAAGGGGUUAUGUUUUUUUGCCUCUUUUGAUGGGAUUUUAGACUAACAAAAUGCUAUGAUAUUGGAUGG